GUGGUGUUCAAUAUUAUUUGGUAGAACGUUAGAGUACAAAACUUCUGUAAAUGAAUAUUGCAAUAUUGAUCCAAAGAAUACACCAUGCAGACACGGCUGCUUGCGUUCAAAGUCAUGUGGAUUUACACAAACAAAAUUUAGAUCACUUACAAAUGACGAACGAAGUUUCAUGGUAAAUAAACAUAAUGCGUUAAGAGAUGAAACAGUGCGUGGGUCACACAUGCUAUUUGUUGCAAUGACAAUGAAACCAAUGAAAAUUGUUAGCUACGAUAAGGAGUGUGAAUUUCUUGCCGGAUGUCACAUGAAGCAGUGCAAAUUCACAAACGACAAGGUACGUAUUUCUCUCGACGAUGGAGCAAUGGGUCAAAUUAUGUAUAGGAGGAUGGUAAAGGACGAUGAAACUGAUAAAUUGGACGUGAAUUUUCUUUCGGAAGCUUUCGAUAUGUGGAUAAAAAAAAAGAAGCCGAAACAUGUGGAGAUUGCUGGAAACAUUUUUCAAUUAGCAUGGGUUCACACCACGCGUGUUGGAUGCGCUAUGAUGUACUAUAGACAAAAACCCGAUAAAUAUUAUUACAGUGUUAUAUGCAAUUACAAACCGGAACUUCCAAUAGAUAAGAAUCUUUCGUACGAACUUAGAUAUCACGUUUGCACAAAACGUAAUAAACAAUACAAAAAACUUUGUGGAUUUGUUAGACCGCUGGAAGACGAUGAUUUCACUCCACCACUUAGGCUGGACACUGGUUUCGCAAGUCUUCCUAUCUAUCAGCUUGUUGCCAUAUGCUCUAGUGCGAUCAUUGUUCUCAAUUUAAUUUAA
Molecule: messenger RNA, 814 nt
Organism: Nicrophorus vespilloides
Lineage: Eukaryota; Metazoa; Arthropoda; Insecta; Coleoptera; Silphidae
Product: venom allergen 3-like
Exons: 1
Coding region: 170-814 (214 amino acids)
Source: RefSeq, a predicted model, not a curated record